AAUAUGAAGAGGGUGAGGAAGAGUACGAAGAAGAGGAAGAGGAGCCUAGGAAACCUUCAAAGGAAGAAAUGGACUACCUUGAGUUGAGGAAGAAGCUGAAAGAAUCAAUUAGAAAGCAGAUGAAGAAGGAAGGUAGUGGUAGUAGUGCAUCGCGCCUGGAUGCAACANACAGAAGGAAAAAUAAGCUUCCUUNUGAUAAUUACGGUUCCUUUUUUGGUCCAUCUCAACCAGUUAUUGCGCAGAGAGUUAUCCAGGAGAGCAAGUCAUUGCUGGAAAACCAGCAUUUGGCAUCUAAGGUUCCUAACCCACAUCAUGCUAAGAAAAGCCAGAGUAAAGCACCUAGUGGGGGAUUGAAGUCUUCGUUUCAUAAUCCGCCACCCAAAGUCAGCGAGNUGCAAGUUAAAGCCCAGAAACUCAAGAAUACUAGAGAUUACUCAUUUCUUUUAUCUGAUGAUACGGAGCCUCCAGCACCUUCUAAAGCUCCCUCACCUCAGAAUAUGCAUAUACGAAAUUCUGAGGGACGACCAGCUCAAGUUCCAGCACGGAGUAAACUGCCUCCAAUAAGCAAUGGUAGCAAGCGUGCUCGUGCAAGUCAUGAGGAACAUAACCUAGGUUCUGNGGCUGGCCGUUUGCCUCCUAAAUCAGGAUCUGGUUAUAAGACUAGUUCAACCAGUAAACCUAGUAUGACAUCAGCUGAUUCUAGAAAACAACUUGGCAACAACGGUGGUAAUGGACCAGGACGGCCAGUUGGGUCAAAUGGCAUGUCUUCAAAGAUGUCUGUUGGUAACCCUGGGAACAAGUCUUCAACACCUGGUGUAAAAAACCCUGUCAAUGGCAUGCCAAAAUCACUCCCUUUAAAGCCUCAUCCACCCGGUUCAAGACAGAGNAUGGAGCAAAAAAUUCCGAGGCAGAAUGUUGAACACAGAAUUCCUAGGCAGGGCUUGGAACAAAGAAUUCCUAGGCAGAGCAUGGAACAAAGAAUUCCAAAGCAGAGCAUGGAACAAAGAAUUCCAAGGCAGAGCAUGGAACAAAGAAUUCCUAGGCCAAGUAAUGAACAAAGAAUUCCGAGACAGAGUAUGAAUCAAAGAAAUCCAAGACAGAGUGUGGAUCAAAGAAAUCCAAGGNCGAGUGUGGAUCAAAGAAAUCCAAGGCAGACUAUGGAACAAAGGAAAGACAUACGAGAACUAAAUAGACCUAAAAUGAUACCAAAACAACCUGUGGCAUCAUCAAAACCACAGAUAAGUAGGCCACUUAAACAUAAUUCAACGCAUACUGCUUCNCNAGAUCAUCGUCCCAAGCCUAAGGUUGGGAGACAGCCCUUUGAUGAGGAGGAGGAUGAAAUGGAUAUNAGUAACAUGAUCAGAUCAAUGUUUAACUACAACCCNAAGAAGUUUGUUGAUGACGAUGACGAUGAUGAUAUGGAGGCAGGCUUUGAUGAAAUCAUGAGGGAAGAAAGGAGGAGUGCCCAAAUUGCUAGAAGGGAGGAUGAGGAGCAACUUAGAUUAAUUGAGGAGGAAGAGGAAAGAGAGAGAAGAAGACGAAUGGCGAAGUUAAAGAAACGGAAGCUUGGUGAGUAGCAGUAGUAUUACCGCCAAGACUAUCGUUUGACUUCCAAAACAUGUCAUUGUUUUUGGUAUAAUGAAUAUUCCCUUUUUUCCAAAAGGAUUAGUUGAAUCAUGGGAUUAAAUUAUUCAAUUCAUCAAAUGAGAAGAUAUAAAAAUGUUUGCCCUCA
Vigna radiata var. radiata (mung bean) is the source of this 1732-nucleotide messenger RNA. Its product is annotated as protein spt2. Gene Ontology annotation, molecular function: DNA binding; histone binding. The record is from RefSeq and is a predicted model, not a curated record. The coding region runs from base 69 to 1577 and encodes 502 amino acids. NCBI's taxonomy places the organism in Eukaryota, Viridiplantae, Streptophyta, Magnoliopsida, Fabales, Fabaceae. Gene Ontology annotation, cellular component: nucleolus. The transcript is spliced from 8 exons. Gene Ontology annotation, biological process: nucleosome assembly; regulation of DNA-templated transcription.